UGCGGAGAUGUGACCUAUCUGCUUUUUUUUUUUUCCCUCAACCUCCAGCCUUGCAGACUCCAUCCCCUGGGAAGCACGUGGUUUUUAGAAAUUAAAUCCUCAGCGAGUCGCUACAGGAAAGGCCACUGAAGGGGUUUUUAAUUAGGUCCAAAUAUCAUCUAAAGUUUCGUCAUUGCUUUCGCAAAAUCGUGCAGGAACCUCCCAAAGCUUUGCACAUCAGCCGGGCUGUCGGGAUGUCCGUGUGUUUGGGGGCUUUCGCGCAUUUGCUGUUGUUUGUUGAAAUUUUAGCGAGUUUCUUUGCAACCCUGGGAACAAAGCCUGGAUUUUGCUGCUUAACAGAAGCAACAUUUCUCACCCAUUCAGCUGGGUCCCAGAGCAUGGACUUUUUGAAAUAUGAAAGCUCGGUUUCCAGGGUUCUCUAUAGGUGCCCAGUACAUUAUGCCUGUCCCUGCCACACUCUAUAACACCCCUCUUCGAUAUUUGCAUGUGAGCGAUGAACUCAGUCUCCCGUGCGUGCUCAGGGCCGUGGACGUGCUGCUGGCCGGGAAGCCAAACUGCUCAGAGAUGUCAUUGCCUGAUCGUCCCUCCUCGAGGGAGCAUCACCAGGGUCUCUGCUCACUCUCCAGCACUGGCUUUUACCAAGCACGUAAGAUCUUUGCAUCCUCAACUCCAGUGUUUGGAUUUGGUGGAUGGUGGGUUAAAAAAGUCACGGGUGGAAGGGAUAGCCUGCUUUGCCUCUUGUCCCGCUGCCAUGUCCGUAUUCAGCAAAGUGUUUCAUUAACUAACAACGUUGAGCUGUUGGGCCCAGCUCCAGCGAAGCAUUUUAAUAAAGUUAGGGGUGUAAAUAAGGCUCUGGACCCGAGUAAAGUUCAGUCUUGGUUGUCUCCGAGCCUUGUCCUCCGCAGUUUAUAGUGUAACAAAUACCAAACGGCCCAUUCCUAAAAAACCCAACUUUUUGCAUGCAAAGCACAACGAAGGCUCUAACGGGCACCAAAGCCUCUUCCAAAGCUGAGGGCGGGCUGUUGAAGAACCGUCUUUGCUUGCAAAUCCAGCAGUGAGGAAGUCGCAAGGGUUCGUGCAGGUGCAAUGCGGUGUCACCCUUCGUGUCACCCGCAGAAGACGUGUGAACCUCAUCGUCUCAUCCCCCCUGCCCUCCGUCGGCAUCAUUCCCGGGAAGGAGCCACCCCGAGGUGCCUCAACUGUCUUUUCUCAGUCUCAAAGUGACUGAUGAUAAAAUCGGUCCCUCCUCCUUGCCCCAAGGCUUUGUUCCAAGCCAGGAAUAAAUUCCCAUGCCACAUGAGACGUGCCAUUACCACCCCAAAACAAUGCCAGGCAGAGAAGGAGAAAGCCAGAAAGCCUUCCAGAAGAUAUUCCCAGAGCUAGCCACCGUCCCCAGUUUCACUGCCAACUCCCAGUUGCUCUGGCUGCCAUCCAGCCACUGGUUUGGCUGCACUUUUCUCUGCUGGAUUUCAGCGCCCAGGAGCCUCUCUUGCUAAAAAACCCCUCAAGUCUCCAAUGAAGCUACAUCCAGAUGAUGGUGAAGUCACCUCUCCACAUUUUAUUUAGCGACCUUAGCAAAUGAAGGUCCUCCAGCUCCUCCAUGCAAAGCUGUUUCUCCAACCUUCAGAGUCUCUUGGUGCCAGCAGCUUUGUGGUGGAGCUCCACAAUGUCAACCAAAGCCGUGAAGAUACUCUUCCUGCUGCUGCUCCUUCUCCCCAUGGUGUCCCAGGCUGCUGCAGUGUCAGACACUGUGACGUGUCGGAAGAUCAAGGGCGAGUGUGCGUUCCUGCUGUGUCCCUUGUUUAAGAGAGCCACCGGUACCUGCUACAACGGACUGGCAAAGUGCUGCAGGCCCUUAUGGUAGCAUGACGGGAGUUCCCAGUCCACCCUCUGCCAUGAAAAUCCUUUCCUUUCUCUUUGCUCUUCUCUUGGUGGUGUUUCACGGAGCUGCAGGCUUUGUAAAAUCUCCAAGACCUUUUAUACGAUGUGGAUAUCGUGGGACUUUCUGCUUCCCUGGGGUAUGCCCUCGUGGCAACACUUAUCUGGGGAUAUGUCGUUCGGGGCAGUCUUGCUGUAAAUGGUUGUAGUGUGGUUAAUUGCAGAAGAUCUGCAGGGAUCUGGGGAUGAUCACUUUUUACAUCAUUGGAUUCAGGGUACUGUUGUACCGGUCAUGAAGGAUUUGUCAUUCUUCUUUCAAUAAAAGCAAGAUCUGGGGACAUUGUA
This is a messenger RNA of Harpia harpyja (harpy eagle), 2223 nucleotides long. RefSeq names its product defensin beta 1 (gene DEFB1). Gene Ontology annotation, molecular function: CCR6 chemokine receptor binding. The record is from RefSeq and is a predicted model, not a curated record. Lineage: Eukaryota; Metazoa; Chordata; Aves; Accipitriformes; Accipitridae. Gene Ontology annotation, biological process: innate immune response in mucosa; defense response to Gram-negative bacterium; defense response to Gram-positive bacterium. Gene Ontology annotation, cellular component: extracellular region. Bases 1601 to 1864 code for a protein of 87 amino acids. The transcript is spliced from 6 exons.